Molecule: messenger RNA, 612 nt
Organism: Osmerus eperlanus (European smelt)
Lineage: Eukaryota; Metazoa; Chordata; Actinopteri; Osmeriformes; Osmeridae
Product: ciliary microtubule inner protein 1-like
Exons: 4
Coding region: 80-472 (130 amino acids)
Source: RefSeq, a predicted model, not a curated record
CUCACUGAAACCUGAUCUGUUAGAGAGGGAGACACGCUUGCUCACACACACACACACACAUACAUACAUUCUGGCACAGAUGGCUGCCGUCUCAACAAGCAAACCUACUAAGUCUGUGGAUCAAGAUGAAAUCUGGAAGUCACAUGUGAAGGUGGAGCUUGAGUCAGCGAAGGGUUGGCCUAAAAAAUGGGGCUUCCUGACAGAGUCCUACCGAGAGGCUCAGAGAGAGAGUCUCCAGCUGAACAAGACAAUCAAACUGGAGCUUCCUCUGCACCUGAAGACCCGCCCCCCGACCCCACCUGAGAAGUACAUUCAGGUGGACCCAUCUCCUCCAGUUCCCCAGACCUCGCAGGCUCUGAUUGGCUGGCGUUCGUCGGUCUCUGAGUUGCAGCUGGAGCGCUACGGGAAGGUGCAUCGUGUGAGGAAGAGCUUCCUGAAGGAGUUGGGCUGGUCCUUUGACUCCUGCAACUGAUUGGCUGAUCCCGCACGCUGCCCAAUCCCUCCUCCACAUCCCGGACCCCUCACCCCCUCUCAAACGCUUUCAGCACUGCCACCCCCCACCCCCCCCACCCCCCCACACCUUCCCCCACCACCACCACCACCCAAACACAC